UUGGCACUCAUGUAAAUCUCAAUGAUACCGUCUUUUGUUAGUUCAAGUCAAAUCACUGAGUGAGUUUCGAUCAUGGUAUCGAACCGUGACCGCGACGACUUAUUUUGUAAAACUUCAGUUGUCCGUACACGUUUUGGAAACCGUUUGGAUUGCCGUACGAUAUAUUCCAUCAAUCGGGCGGAGAAAAUCACGUUUUUGGGUCUUAACAAUUUCCCAUGGUCGCAAAAUAUAUUCAUCACAUUAUAUAGCGACACCAAACAUGGAUCCCCAUGUAUCGAACGCGCAAAAUGUCCCGCCACCACCGCCGUACAGCGAAACUCCGACUAUUUAUCCUUCGAAUACACCAUCUUUUAAUGAUUACACUACCAUGCAACAGCAGCACAUUGUUCCUGCAUAUAUAAUCGUAUCAAAUCCAUCUUUGGGUCCAGAGCCGACACAAUUGAUAUGUCCGGUAUGCCGUCAACAAAUCCUCACUCAGAUCAAUAAAACACCGACCAACGAAGCGUAUUUAUGUAGCAUGCUAGCAUUUGUUUUGGGGUGUGCGUUUUUUUCGUGUUUACCGUUCUGUAUGGAAUCUUGCCGAAAAGUCACACAUACUUGUCCGAUGUGUUCGUCUCACAUCGGUACGUAUGUCCCGUGAAAACGACAAGAAACAACAGAACGUGCUUUAAGAAAACAGUUGUGAAGAUGUAUUUUUGUACAUUAUGUUAAAACUAUUUGAAAGAACAUUAAAUAUAAUAGUAAGCGGA
Sipha flava (yellow sugarcane aphid) is the source of this 749-nucleotide messenger RNA. Its product is annotated as lipopolysaccharide-induced tumor necrosis factor-alpha factor homolog. Gene Ontology annotation, molecular function: zinc ion binding. The transcript is spliced from 3 exons. The coding region runs from base 260 to 640 and encodes 126 amino acids. NCBI's taxonomy places the organism in Eukaryota, Metazoa, Arthropoda, Insecta, Hemiptera, Aphididae. The record is from RefSeq and is a predicted model, not a curated record.